This is a messenger RNA of Daktulosphaira vitifoliae (grape phylloxera), 1511 nucleotides long. It is a transcript of the gene fax, whose product is annotated as failed axon connections. The record is from RefSeq and is a predicted model, not a curated record. NCBI's taxonomy places the organism in Eukaryota, Metazoa, Arthropoda, Insecta, Hemiptera, Phylloxeridae. The transcript is spliced from 6 exons. Bases 206 to 1327 code for a protein of 373 amino acids. Gene Ontology annotation, cellular component: cytoplasm.
GGAAGACUGUCAUUCGUGCAUUCGAAGUCGCGUAUGUUCUACCGGUACUUGGUGGAUUUUUUUUAUAUAAACAUUUUGACGUUUGUGUACCGAAGCAUUUUAUAUUUUUUUACUCAUUUAUAGAAUAUUGACCUGUGUUAUAAGUUAUUUUUUUUUAUUGUCAUAUUUUUUGAUAUAAAAACAUUUUUUUAGUAUUUUUUAAAUAAUGACAACGGCGACAGAAGAGACGAAAAACGUCCCGCAGGACGCCAAAGAGCCGGUUAAAGAAGAAGUUACCACCACAGAGACCAAUAACAAACAAGAGGCUAAUGACAAGAAACCGACCGACAAAGAUGAUGCAGCACCAGCAGCGCCAGCAGAACCGCCACAACCGAAAUUUUCUGUAAAAAAACAGAAUUUCGAAAAAGAUGUAGUUUAUUUAUACCAAUUUUCUCGUACACCCGUUAUUCCAUCCAUGUCUCCUUAUUGUCUUAAAGUAGAGACAUGGCUCAGGCUUGCUGGACUCAAAUACGAGAAUGUUGAUCACAAGAUGAAGCACCGUUCCAAGAAAGGACAAUUGCCAUUUGUUGAAUUAAAUGGUGAAGAAAUUGCUGAUAGUACAUUAAUCAUUAAAGAACUUAGUCAAAAGUUUGGUAAAGACAUAGAUGCAGCAUUGAGCCAAGAUCAACGUAACAUAUCACAUGCAAUGAUCUCAAUGAUUGAAAACAAACUUGUUUGGGUGGUUACAUGGUGGAAAACAAAAACCCCAGAAAAUGUAAUCAAGGGAUAUAAAGUGAACUUGCAACAUGCUCUGGGUACAUGGGUACCAAAUGGUGUGCUCAAUUUCUUCUUUAAACAUAGUUAUAGUCGAAGGGGUUUGAAGAAAGUUAAGGCUCAAGGAAUAGGUGUUCACAAGCCAGAUGAGAUUUUGGAAUUUGGUCAAAAUGAUUUAAAAGUUUUAUCUGAUGUAUUGGGUGAUAAAUUAUAUUUCUUUGGAAAUGAACCCACUACUUUGGAUGUAGUAGCAUUUGCAAACUUGGCACAGUUGUACUUUGUAGAUAAAGAAGUUGAAUGUCCAUUGCGUGACUAUAUGGUGGAUAAUUUUGAAAAUCUAGUGGCUCACACAAAUCGUAUCAAGGAACGGUGUUUCCCUGAUUGGGAUGAUAUGUGCAAAAAUCUUGAUUUAAACAGCCAUCUUCCAAAACCUCCUCCAGCUGAAGAAAAACCUAAAGAAGAUGGAGAUAAAAAAGCUGAAACUAAAACUGAGGCUAAGGACAAAGAUGCCAAGGAACCGGAAGAAAAAGGCGAUGGUAAAAAAGAUGGCGAAAAAGAACCUGAAGACAAAUGAUCAGCAAUCACACUGGCUAAAUUAAGACGGACUCAUCACCAUCAUUUUACAUUAAGCGAUUUCACCAACAUUUUUGACCCACCAUUAUUCUAUUAACUAAAAAAUCAUACAUGAUAUAUUUUUAAGUUUCAAAAAUAUUGUGUAAAAUUGUAAUAACCUCUAUGAAUCCAAUUUUUGAAAUAUA